Melanotaenia boesemani (Boeseman's rainbowfish) is the source of this 789-nucleotide messenger RNA. Its product is annotated as apolipoprotein D-like. Bases 1 to 549 code for a protein of 182 amino acids. The record is from RefSeq and is a predicted model, not a curated record. Gene Ontology annotation, biological process: tissue regeneration; brain development; lipid transport. Gene Ontology annotation, molecular function: lipid binding. Lineage: Eukaryota; Metazoa; Chordata; Actinopteri; Atheriniformes; Melanotaeniidae. The transcript has 4 exons.
AUGAACUCUGCCGUCCACUUCCUCCUCCUGAUGCUGCCUCUGAUCUCUGCUCAGGUCACUCAAUGGGGUCCCUGUCCCACUCCACGUGUACAGCCCAACUUCAACCUUGAAAGGUACCUUGGUAAGUGGUAUGAGAUCGAGAAGAUACCUACCUACUUUGCUCGAGGAAAGUGUAUUGAGGCAAACUAUUCACUGAGGAAAGAUGGUACCAUCAAGGUGGUGAACUCUCAGAUCUUUCGAAACAAAUUCAGAUCGACUGAAGGGACAGCUGUGAUUCGGAACAAAAUGGAGCCAGCCAAACUCGGAAUCAGUUUCUCUUAUUUUACUCCCUACAGCCCGUACUGGAUUGUAAGCACUGACUACACCAGUGUGGCCAUCGUUUACUCCUGUACGGACAUUCUCCACCUGUUCAACUACCAAUAUGUCUGGAUUCUUGGACGCUCACGUACCCUGCCUGUAGUGACAGUAAAUUAUGCCAAAAUGCUGCUGCAGAAAGAAGGAAUCAACAUUUACAAAUUAAAUGCCACAGAUCAGAGCUGCAAGACUUAAGCUGAUGGAGACUCUCUCUGCUGAAUGACAUCUUCAUCUGUGCCACACAGCGGGUGCUGCCUUUAAAUUUAUCAUCUGGUGUCAUUUCCUUUCAUAAAUCAGCAUUACAUCAUUUUAUUUAACAGCAGUCUUAUGAAGUUAAACUGCUUUUAUGAUAUAAGAAAUAUUACAAGCAUAAUUGCGUGGAAGCAUACUGCAUUCAUUUGAAAAGGGGGAAAAGGUCCUGAAGUUCUUGAAGAA